Messenger RNA from Acanthopagrus latus (yellowfin seabream), 1756 nucleotides. It is a transcript of the gene sumf1, whose product is annotated as sulfatase modifying factor 1. Bases 114 to 1223 code for a protein of 369 amino acids. The record is from RefSeq and is a predicted model, not a curated record. The transcript is spliced from 9 exons. Gene Ontology annotation, cellular component: endoplasmic reticulum. Lineage: Eukaryota; Metazoa; Chordata; Actinopteri; Spariformes; Sparidae.
GAGUUACACUUUAUUACUCCGCAACGCAGCUGACUGACCACGUGACAAUGCGGAAGUGAGAGCAGCAGCAACAACAGCAUGAGCAGGUCUGUUUGAGCCGCGGUCCUGCGAGAAUGGUUCGAAGUUUUGCCGUAUGUGUCUUUGUCUUUGGGUGUGUGAGCAGAGUGUUGUGCAGUCAGGGUUCAUGCGGGGCUCAGCCGGAAGCCGCUGCCCCGCAGGGAGCACCGGGCUGCGGGUGCGACAGCCUGAAGAGAGCCGUUGCCUUGGAGCCCGCGGAGGACAGGACGGCUCCUGCAGAGCCUGCUGACAAGUACUCGAGAAGGGCGAAUGAGAGGCUGUCUGAAGCUCAGGGGGAUGAGGAGGAAGUGCAAAGUCAGAUGGUGCUGAUUUCUGGAGGAGAGUUCCUGAUGGGAACAGAUGACCCGGGCAUCCCCGCAGAUGGCGAGGGCCCUCAGAGGCCGGUGUACGUGGACUCCUUCUACAUGGACGUCCAGGAAGUCACAAAUCAACAGUUCCAGAGCUUCGUCCGUGCCUCAGGAUACGUCACUGAGGCAGAGAAAUUCGGAGACUCAUUUGUGUUCGAGGGACUUUUGAGCGAGAGUGUCAAAAACGAAAUCACCCAAGCCGUUGCUGCUGCCCCCUGGUGGCUCCCGGUCAAAGGGGCCAACUGGAGGCAGCCUGAUGGUCCUGACUCCAACAUCACUGACAGACUGGACCAUCCUGUUCUUCAUGUGUCCUGGGCGGAUGCCGUCGCAUACUGCUCCUGGUUUAACAAAAGACUUCCUACAGAGGCAGAAUGGGAGUACGCCUGUAGGGGCGGCCUUAAAGACAGGCUUUACCCCUGGGGAAACAAGUUGAACCCAAAAGGACAACACUACGCCAACCUCUGGCAGGGAGAUUUCCCCAACAGUAACUCUGGAGAGGACGGAUACAUCAAAACGUCUCCGGUGAUGUCCUUCCCUGCCAAUGGAUUCGGUCUGUAUGACAUGGUUGGGAACGCAUGGGAAUGGACCUCAGACUGGUGGACGGUGCAUCACACCACAGAAAAACAACAGAACCCAACAGGCCCUCCAUCAGGGACAGACAAGGUGAAGAAGGGAGGGUCGUACAUGUGCCACAAGUCUUAUUGUUACAGAUAUCGAUGUGCAGCCAGAAGCCAGAACACUCCAGACAGCUCAGCCUCUAAUCUGGGUUUUCGCUGCGCCUCUCAGGAGCGACGGUGAUCCGACCUGCUUGUCUUAAACACAGAGUUCCUUCUUCCAGUUGCUCCAGUGUUGGUUAACUGAUAAAGGGAAUUUGAUGGAGGCUUUUUUAUCUGCCAUCUUGUUAACCAGUGUACAUCCGAAGACAAAGAAGACCUCAAUCAGUUUGGAGUUGAGAAUGUGUUAUAUUCCUGCAGAUAUCUCAGAAAUGUCAAUUUUUGUAUGAUAUUUUUGUCAACCUUUUUUCAUGAGAAACUAAUAGAGAAGUCAAUUGUGGAGAGUACUAUAAGUCAAGUCAUUGUUUCUGCUGGUUUGAUGAAACUUUCAUCAGUCACGAUGAUUUGACAAAGAUCAGUGUGGUCUUGUAAACUGAACACAGGUUGUCAAACAGCUGGCUGAGACAGAUACACUGUGAGAUUAUUGUAAUGUACUGUAAUAUAAUUUUUAAAUACAAUGAUAGAUCUGUGAGAAAUUGGAUCCUAAACAAUCUUCUUUGUUUUCUGUCUCUUUCAGUUUUUCAAUUUGCCUUAAUAAAAAAACUAAGAAAAUUUUAA